Scylla paramamosain (green mud crab) is the source of this 7675-nucleotide messenger RNA. RefSeq lists its product as uncharacterized. The record is from RefSeq and is a predicted model, not a curated record. Bases 340 to 7350 code for a protein of 2336 amino acids. Gene Ontology annotation, molecular function: cysteine-type endopeptidase activity; protein binding. The transcript has 7 exons. NCBI's taxonomy places the organism in Eukaryota, Metazoa, Arthropoda, Malacostraca, Decapoda, Portunidae. Gene Ontology annotation, biological process: proteolysis.
AGUUUUACUCGGUAUGUUCACUAUCGAAGUGACAGGUAGAGGGUGUGGCAUCUGCGUUGGCAGGUUGGUGCAAGCAGGUGGCCGUAUCUCGGGUGCCUGUCUCAGCGUGUUGAGCGUGUGGGAGAUAUGUGGGGAGACGGGAAGCGGCCGCCAAUACCUUGCUUGGCCAGCCGCCGCUCCUGUCACUGUUGCAUUGCCGCUCGCACCGACAAGAGCUUGGUGCCGUCCGAGCUCGCGUCCGCUGAAUCCAAAGCAUACUAUUUCAAGAGAAUUUAUAUUCUUUAACUUUUUAACCGGUGCCUUUAGCAAGAAAGCGAAGUAACACUACAGGGGAGAAAAAUGGACGGCCAGCGAGAGGCGGCGGAGCAGGUGAGUGUAAUAAAGGAUAUACCUGACGACACUACUGAGGGGCAAGUGCAUGGGGGCGAGGAGGAAAGCACUGAAGGCUGGUCCUGGAGUCCGAUGCAAAGGGUGAAGGUUCAGCCAAGCGGUUACGCCUGGUCAUGGAGCCCAUUCCAGGCUGGCAUGUCUACUCACCAUAUCCAGAGUGGAUGGUCAUGGAGCCCCAUAACAAAUGUUCAACACAAAUAUUAUGGCAGAUGGUCGUGGAGUCCAUCACAAUUGAAAAUCUUGCCGUACGCCACCCAAGAACAAUCUGAUGUUCAGGGACAGCCUUCGUUAACAGACGUAAAUUGCUGGCCUGUUUUUAUCGAUACAUAUCGAUCAAAACGGAAAAGAACAAGGAAAAGAGGAAGGUCUAAGAAAGGUGGGCCUUACAACUAUAAAAGAGAGCGAAGCUGGAAAACUCUGACAUGCGUGACAGGACCAACUCAAGGAACAGAAAAAAAUUCAUUGCUGUCAACAGAAGAAAUCAUCAACAGAUCACAAGCUUCAGAAAAUACAAAACAGUGGAAUUCUUACUCAUGUGUCUCUGAAACGACGUUCUCAACUUCCCAAACACAAAGGGGCUCAAAUAUUUGGUCCCAAAGAGAAAUCAACAGUCCUUGCCUUAGGAAUACUGGUGUUGAUGGAGUGCGCGCAAGGAGUGCGUCUCCAGCUCCGGAAUCAAAAACAGAAAGAAACAUCAAAUCCAGCUUGCAGAAUAGUAAUGAAAUGUCAUCAAAAAGUUCCCUACCUGUGUCAGAAACCAGUAAAAUGAAAGAAUAUCCUGGAAAAUGGCAAAAAAGUGUAACUGAAACGCAGAAAGAGAAUGAAGAACAAACUUUAUUAUCCAUGUAUCAAGUGGAUGAUGAAGUAAAACUGAUAAAUAAUCCUUCUCUCGUGUAUGAACGGGGUAAAUCAGAGGGAAUACAAAACAAAAUGAAUAUGUCAGUCUCCAAAAUGGACGAAAAAAGUGGAACGCUUUGGAAAAAUUCACUGCCGCUAUCUGAAGAUAAAAUGAGUGAGGUAGACACAACCAGUUCAUCAGUGUGUGAUGCUGAUCAAACAGAAAAGCUGCAAGCAAGUUCUUCAGAAAUUGAUAAAGUAAACAACUUGCUUGGAACUUUGUCAUCUCAAUCAAAAUUUGCUGCAGCGGACGUCAGUACAGUACAGGUAAAUGAAUCAUCUUUACCACGUGAUCCUGUUGAAAUUAUCGAAAUGCAUGACAAAAGCUUAUACCAUAAGUUGACCCCUGCAUUAGAUGAGGCAUUACAAACAAACAAUCAGACAUCAGAGUUUGAAGUGAGGAAAAUUCUUGAAAUGGAUAAAAAGAGCCAAGCACACGAGUCUGAAAUGGGAGGGUUUGAGAAAACUAGAUCUUCAUUACCUGAAAUGGGAAAAAGAAAUGUACCACAACCACAAAAUUUAUCUCCAGCAUAUGAAACAGAUGAAAAGAAUUCAUCUAUAAUUGACGGAAAUAAUUUUUUUACCACAAGGAGAGACAUAAUUAAUAACAAGAAAAAAGAACUUUUGUUUUUAGAUGAUGGGGCUGCUGGAGAAGAAAACCACAGCCUCUCUCUGGCACCUACAAUGAAUAAUACUUCACGGCAGAUAUGCAAGUCACGCAGCCCAUCUCCAGUGGACAAGCUAAUCAGCGGGGGACUUAAGUAUUCCCUCUCUUUUGAAUUGCUGGACGCGCCAGGAGGCAUAGCCAUAAGCAACGACAGUCCUAGGAUAUGUAAGGAGGUGCAAUCUUCCACAACUGACUUGUCUGAUGAUUUCUCUCCUCAAGACUCAACAUUAAUGUCUCCUAAUGAGAAGAAUACCAAUCAGGUGUAUUCCAAUGAUUCGUAUCCUGGGAGCUUCUCCUCUGUUGUGAACUGUGUUAACUUAAAACACAGGACAUCACUGUUGUAUGAAAAAAAUUCUUCAACCGCUUUUUCUGGAUGUCCUUCAUUGAAACAAGAUUCAAUAGUCGAUGGCGCACUGGAGAAUAUCAGUAUGAAAUCAUGUCAAGCAAAAGAGCUCGCAGAUGCUAUGAUACACUGUGAUAAUGAAUCAAGUCAUUCACUUAUUCAGGAAAGCAAGUGUUUGGAAAAUUCUAUAGAUAAUGAAAAAAAUGAGAAUGAGAAGAAACAAAAUAUUUUAUCAGUUAGCAAAAAGGCCAGUGAACCCCAAUCUACCCUGACAAGGACACGAACACUCACCCUUCCAUAUACUAAGACUGAAAAAUUCAGCAGUGUGUCUAUAAGUGGUACUAAAUCUGUGACUCCAGUAUAUGAGAGAUUCGAAUACAGAAAAAAUGAAGACUGCAAGUCACUUGUUGAAGAGCUUGAAUUAAUUUCCAAGAAAAGCAGUUCUUCAUCAGCAAGUAAUGAAAAAAACAUAAGUGUCUUGCAGAAAGAUCUUCCUUUGCCAUCAAGAUCUAUAGAUAUUUGUCAUGUGAAGUCCCAUCACGGUGUCUUGGUAAAUAAGGACAGUUGCUCAGAUUUAGAAGCUGACACCUCAGAAACAACUUCACUCUUGCAGAAGAAUAUGGCAUCAACCUUGGAUUCAGAUAUGAUCACUGCAGAGACAGAGAGACUCUCUCUGACUCCUCAGAAUGAAGUAAAAUGUUCUGCAAUGGAAUUUAUGUCCACAGAACCAAAGAGUCCAUCCACAACCAAUGGACUUUCAACUCGUGGAUCAAAGAGUUUGUCUCCUACUAAGAAACCUUCACCUUGUAAGUCUAGGAGUCCAUCCCCUGCUGAAGGAUCUAUACCUUGUGAAUCAAGAAGUUCAUUCCCUGCCGAAGGAUGUUCACCUCGGCAGUCUAAGAGUCCGUCCCUGACCAAGGGAGUUUCACCCAAGGGAUCCAGAAAUUCAUGCCCUGCUGAAGGACCUUUACUUCAGGGAACCAAGAAAUCAUCCCUUGCUGAGAUACUUUCGGUAGCAGUACCCAGUUCAUCUCUUACUGAGGGAUCUUCACUUUGUGAAUCGGAGAGUUCAUCCUUUGUCAUGGCAUCUUCACCUCGGAGAUCCAGGAGUCCAUCACCUAUCGAGGGAUCUUCACCAUGGAGAUCCAGGAGCCCAUUUGCCGAGGGAUCUUUACUUUGGAAAUCCAGGAGUUCAUCCCUUGCUAAAGCCCUUUCACCUCGGAGGUCCAGGAGCCCAUCCCCUGCCAAGGUGAUUUCACCUCGGGGAUCUAGGAGGCCAUUCCUUGCAGAGAGACUUUCACUUCAAGGAUCCAGAAGUCCAAUCCCUGCUGAGGGGCUUUCACUUUGGGGAUUCAGGAAUCCAUUCCAUGGUAAAGGACUUUCGCCUCAGGAAUCCAAGAGUUCAUGCACUGUUAAGGGAUUCUCACUGUCCUCUGGUGAGGGACCAACACCUCAUGGAUCAAAAAGUCCAUCCCCCACAAAGGAAUCUUCACCUAGGGAAUCUAGGAGUCCAUCCCCUGCCAAGGAAUCUUCACCUAGGGAAUCUAGGAGUCCAUCCCCUGCCAAGGAAUCUUCACUUAGGGAAUCUAGGAGUCCAUCCCCUGCCAAGGAAUCUUCACCUAGGGAAUCUAGGAGUCCAUCCCCUGCCAAGGAAUCUUCACUUAGGGAAUCUAGGAGUCCAUCCCCUGCCAAGGAAUCUUCAUCCAAGGAAUCUAGAAGUCCAUCCCCUGCCAAGGAAUCUUCACCUAGGGAAUCUAGGAGUCCAUCCCCUGCCAAGGAAUCUUCACCUAGGGAAUCUAGGAGUCCAUCCCCUGCCAAGGAAUCUUCACUUAGGGAAUCUAGGAGUCCAUCCCCUGCCAAGGAAUCUUCACCUAGGGAAUCUAGGAGUCCAUCCCCUGCCAAGGAAUCUUCACUUAGGGAAUCUAGGAGUCCAUCCCCUGCCAAGGAAUCUUCACCCAAGGAAUCUAGAAGUCCAUCCCCUGCCAAGGAAUCUUCACCUAGGGAAUCUAGGAGUCCAUCCCCUGCCAAGGAAUCUUCACCUAGGGAAUCUAGGAGUCCAUCCCCUGCCAAGGAAUCUUCACCCAGGGAAUCUAGAAGUCCAUCCCCUGCCAAGGAAUCUUCACCUAGGGAAUCUAGGAGUCCAUCCCCUGCCAAGGAAUCUUCACCCAAGGAAUCUAGAAGUCCGACCGCUGCUAAGGAAUCUUCACCAAGGGAAUCUAGGAAUCCGACCCCUGCCAAGGAAUCUUCACCUAGGGAAUCUAGAAGUCCAUCCCCUGCCAAGGAAUCUUUACCUAGGGAAUCAAGGAGUCCAUCCCCUGCCAAGGAAUCUUCACCUAGGGAAUCUAGGAGUCCAUCCCCUGCCAAGGAAUCUUUACCUAGGGAAUCAAGGAGUCCAUCCCUUGCCAAAGAAUCUUCACCCAGGGAAUCUAGGAGUCCAUCCCCUGCCAAGGAAUCUUUACCUAGGGAAUCAAGGAGUCCAUCCCUUGCCAAAGAAUCUUCACCUAGGGAAUCUAGGAGUUCAUCCCCUGCCAAAGAAUCUUCACCUAUAGAAUCUGGGGAUCCAUCCCUUGCCACAGAAUCUUCCCCUAUGGAACCUAGGAGUCCAUCCCCGGUCGAGGGAUUUUCACCUAGGGGAUCUAGGAGUCCAUCCUCUGCUGAGGGGCUUUCACCAUGGGGAUCCAGGAAUCCAUCUCUUGCUGAGGUACUUUCACCUUUGGGAUCUAAGAGUCCACUCCCUGGCAAAGGAGUUUCAGAUGGAGUAUCCAGAAGUUCAUCCCCUGUUGAGGGAUCCACACUUCGUGGAUCAGAGAAUCCAUCUCCUGGCAAGGGAUCUUCACUUCGGGAAUCCAAGAGUCCAUCCCUCUUCAAAGGAUUUUCACAUAAAAGGUACAUGAGUACAACGCCAGCUGAAGGACCUUCACCUCAGGGAUCAAGGAGUUCAUCCCCUGCUGGGAGACUUUCACUAAGAGUAUCCAGAAGUUUAUCCUCUACUGAUGGACAUAAACCUCAUGAGUCAAAAAGUCCAUCCCCUGUUGAGGAAUUUUCAGCUCGGGGAUCCAAGAGUUCAUCCCUUGACGAGGAGCUUUCACCUCAGAGGUCCAGGAGUCCCUCCCCUAACAAAGGACCUUCGUUAGCAGUAUCUAGGAGUUUAUCCCCUACUGAGGGACCUUCAUUAAUAGGACCUGGGAAUUCAUAUUUGCCUGACUUCAAAAGUCUCCAGUUGGUAGGCGACAGGGCUGUCACAUUGCAUUCUAAAGUCGAAGCUAGUGAUGUCUGGCAUAAUAUAUCAUCUUGUCGAUAUUUUCACCCAAAUGAGAAGACACAAGCACCACCUCCUCUAAGUGAAACAGUGAAUAUACAAGUACAUAUAGCAUGUCAUAGCAAGCCAUGCAGUGGGGCAGAAGGUGGCUUCCAGAAACUUAUCACUACUGCUGCACCAUCAGGUGUAAAGAGAAAACAUAGUGCAUGUUCGGCAGAGGAAGCAACUAUUUAUAAUUUCCAACAACGGAAAAAAAUCGCAUCUGAUCCAACAGAAACUCUAAAUGCUAUAUUAAGAAAAAUCCAUGGAGGAUCAAUUCCAGAAUCCUCAACUUCACACACAACUGUAUGUCGCAAGAGUGUGGUCACUCGCGCUGUGACAAGAAGAUUGGCCCAUCGCUCACCAAACCAUGAUCUGCAUCAUGUGGCUAGUGCAAGGAUGGAAAUAUUUGAGGCAGUAGAGUCAGGAGAUUUCGAGAAGGUGCGGGAGUUAAUGCAAGACACUGGGCCCGCAGUCAGGCGAAAAGACACUCAUUGUACACUCCUCCAUGAAGCAGUGAACCACCGAGAAGUGGACAUGGUGCUUUUUUUCCUCAAGUAUAUAAACCCCAAUGUGGUGAGCAGGGAAGGCAGUACACCAGCGCACUUGGCGGCCAGGAAAGGUCAUACUCAGAUUCUCAGGCUUUUGUUGGCUGAUCCUGAAAUGGAUCCUAACAAACGUGACCACUUUAACAACACCUACAAAAAUUGGCUGACACUCCCGCUACUGGAAGCAGUGCUAGGGGACAGCCGCGCAAGAGUCCAGGAAUUACUUCGUCUUGGCGCUGACCCAGACCACUCUGCAGAACAUCCAGAGGAUGGGUUUGCAGACAAGAACAUGAAAAUCACCACCGCGCGUCAGUUAGCACAUACAUUGCAACGAGAUAAUUUACUACCCUUAUUUAAAAGAAAAUCUGCUGAAGAUGAUCCUAAAAGUGUGGAGGAUGACGAUGUGGGAAUGGCACUGCGAGGACUGCUGUUUCCAAAGAAAAACAAUGGCAUGGAUAAUGAAAUCACGCAAUUGGAAGAUACAUCCCUAGCAAUAGCUCGCGGGCCAGACGUGUACAGGAUGGACGCAGCUCCCAGGGGCUACGUCUGCAUCCUCAGCUAUGGCUCCUUCCACGACCGUCCGGACCUCCACCUGGAAGGCUCGCAGACUGACGCCCACAAUCUGGCUAAUACAUUCAGUAAGAUGGGCUACAGAGGUCAUGCCCACUUCUCCCUCACGGCUGGCCAAACACGGCAGCAACUGGCCAAGGUCCGGGACAUGGAGUUGCUGGAAAGAGCUGGAUGUGCUGUAUUCAUUAUUUCCAGCCAUGGAGAACCUCGUCGACACUUCCUUACCAGCGAUAUGCAGACCAUUGACAUUCAGUGGGUGUUGGACUUCUUUAAGGACUCUCAGUGCCCUUAUUUGAAGAACAAACCCAAGCUGUUCAUCUGGGACUUGUGUCGAGGACAUCAGGAGCAAGAAUGCGGCCGAGGAAAGACUCAUGGAGAGCUGUGUGGCCGAGUGGAUGAGCCGCUGCGGGACGUGAUGUGCCUCGACUCAAGUAGUGGAGGCUUCACCUGGCACGCCUUCUCCGAGGAGGGCACUCCCUUCAUUGGGGCGCUUUGCAGCGUUUUGGCGCGCCAUGCUGCCACCAAGGAGCUGUCAGAGCUGUAUCGGGAAUUUUUGAAGGAGUAUGCCACCGCGGCUCCAGAUGCAGUUCCACAGCUCACUAAUUAUGGCUUCAAUAAGAAGUUCUACUUUAACUAAAACAAUUAAAGUACUUCGUCAUAGUUUUCUUGACUGCACUAACAUGUCAUACAGAUUUUUAUAUUUUCUGAUUGAAAUUUUAACAUGUAGGUAAUUGUUUUUUAUGAUUAUGUGCCGCUGUUUACAAACGUAUUACAGAGCUGUUUUACGAUUCAUAUAACCAUAAUGAUCCAUAUUUGUGCCUACUGUGUGCAGUGCUUCUUUACACUAUGUAAUGAUACAACUUAUGUCUCAUAAGUUGAGAUAUGUUGUGUAAGCUAUGUCAAGAGAUAUAAAAUGUUAUUAAUCAUCACUAUAGAAAAUAUAUGUAAGCAUUACUGACUUA